Molecule: messenger RNA, 1548 nt
Organism: Astrephomene gubernaculifera
Lineage: Eukaryota; Viridiplantae; Chlorophyta; Chlorophyceae; Chlamydomonadales; Astrephomenaceae
Source: the annotation of a GenBank genome assembly
CUACGAUCUUAAUUUCCAAUUGCGACAGGAACUGCUCUUGGCUCUACCCUAGUAAGAAUGCCGAUAACUGCUUCUAAACGUAUUCCAGCAGCCGGGCAACCUGCAAAAGUCUUGCACUUGAGCGGACGUAGUGAUGUCUGCUGCAAAAGGGGCUAUACAAGUCGCCCUUUGAGGAGCCCUGUUAUGCGCGUCCAUAAUGAGGGUGACGCCCCUUCUCCCGGCCCGGCCUCCCCAUCCACCCCCCAAGACCGCUCCUUCACCUCUUCCGCUUCCAAGCCCUCCAAGCCCGCCUCAGAAGUACGGACGGAUUUGCUGCAGGGCUGCCGUACGAUCAUGCGCGAGCUGCAGGGCCUGGACUUCCCGCCCGGUGAGAUUCGCGGCUAUUUCACACACGCCGUGAAGCCGCCUGCGGGGAUGCCCGCGGACUUUGAUAUGGGCCGAGCGCGGGCGGUGGUAGCUCAGAUGCUGGCGGGUCGCGAGGAGGAGGUGGCGGACGUGCAGGCGCUCAAGGCCGCCCAGCUCAUGCUGUCCGACGUGUGGCGCUGGCGGCGGCGCGGCGGCGGCAUGGACGACGAGUCGGACCUCCCUCCGCACCUGCUGGCGCUGGAGGGACUGCAGCGGCUGGGCGGGGAGCAGAUCGACCGCAUCACGUCAUCGCUGUUGGACAACCUUCCCAUCUCGGACGAGCAAAAGCGCGAGCUGAGCGGUCCCGUACAACAAGCCGCCAUGGCUGGGCUCAACGGGGCCGUGUGGGGCAGCAUGGCAGCGGCGGCGGGGCUGCUGCUGAUCUUCAACUUCGCUCGGGGUGGCUAGGUGGAUGGAUGGAUGGGUGGGUAGGUAGUUGGAGGGAUGACCAGAUAGAUGGGUGGGUGGACAGAUAGGUAGGGGGUGUUGAGGAGUUUUGGAGGUGUGCAGUGGCUAGGGGGUGUUUGGGGGACUGGGUGUGCAUGCAUUGUAGAGCAACUUGUUGCGACAUGCAUCCCAUGCAAACAUGCAGUACCUGUAUACGGAGUAUAACGUUGCAAGCUGGCAGUUGCCCCGCGGGGGCAGUUGUCCGUACAGCUUCCACUCAUUGUGGGUGGCUGGUGCCGAGUGGGUGUUAAACCCUUUCCGUACAACGUAAGAGCGUAGGAAGAGUAAUGAUUUGGCUAUACAGGCAUAACGCCACAUUUAGUGUGCGCUGCUGUCCUCAUGGUACCAUGGGUGCUUGGCAUCCCCUGUUACCCACACGGCGUCGUACUCGGCGGUUAGGUAAACUGAGCCGCGACUCAGUCGUACUCUCGGGAGGGGGUGACGAGUCGCGAAGUCUCCAUCAGGGUAUUCCAGUGGCUGGGCUGGGUUGGCGUCUAGCCAGCAGCAUGUACUGUACGGUGUGUGUCGUACGUACCAGCACAUAAGCCGCUGGAACGCGGUUACGCGGCCACGGAUGUGUGUGCUUAAGACGUUAAGAGGGAUUAGAGAAAGAUGUUUGGGGGUAUGCUGCUGCCGUACUUACGCUCUUUUUAAGUUCCCGCAGAUACGUCAGUUUAGCGGUGCGCAGUGCCUCCC